This is a messenger RNA of Rhodotorula graminis WP1, 1489 nucleotides long. RefSeq lists its product as uncharacterized. The coding region runs from base 1 to 1455 and encodes 484 amino acids. The record is from RefSeq and is a predicted model, not a curated record. Gene Ontology annotation, molecular function: trimethyllysine dioxygenase activity; iron ion binding. Lineage: Eukaryota; Fungi; Basidiomycota; Microbotryomycetes; Sporidiobolales; Sporidiobolaceae. The transcript is spliced from 8 exons. Gene Ontology annotation, biological process: carnitine biosynthetic process. Gene Ontology annotation, cellular component: mitochondrion.
AUGCUCUCGCGCCUUGUGGUCCGCGCCAGUCGAGCAGCUGCUGCUCGACCACCACGCACGGCCACCCGCGCCAUCCCACCCGCCGCUGCUCGCCCUCGACGUCGCCUCUUGUCGACCACCCCACACCGGCUCGCGCCUGCAACGACAGCGCCACGAGCAGGGCCACGCUUGGUCGAGGCCAGCAACCCGGUCAAGGGCAUCACGGUCCAGCUGCCAGGCGGGUCCACAACGAGCUUCUCGUACGUCUGGCUGCGGGACCACUGCCGAGAAGAGCGCUCGUACCACCCGGCCACCCGUCAGCGCCUCGUCGACACGCCAAAGAUCCCUGCCGACUACCGACCAGACGCUGUGCGCUCAGAUGAACGAGGCAUCUACGUCACCUGGCCAAACUCGUCGUUCGAGUCGACUUACGAGUCGUUCUUCCCGUGGUCCUUCCUCGCCGAGCACGCCUACAACCCGCCAGUCGUUCGCCAGGCCGACUUGCCGUCGGCCAACUCGAGCAAGGUCUUCUGGACCCGCGAGAUCGCUCACGACAUGCCGACGGUAACCUACGACGAGGUCAUGUCGACCGAGAAGGGCGUCUACGAGUGGCUCAAGCGCAUUAACACGUUCGGCUUCUCGCUGUGCUCAGGCAUCCCGGGUACGCCCGAGGCGACCGAGGCCCUCAUCCGCCGCAUCGCCUUCAUCCGCGACACGCACUACGGCGGCUUCUGGGACUUUACCGCCAACCUCGAGCACGGCGACCUCGCCUACUCUGAGGUGCGCCUCGAGGCCCACACCGACACGACCUACUUCACCGACCCGUGCGGCCUGCAGCUCUUUCACCUCCUGUCGCCCUCAUCGUCGCACAAGGGCGGGCACAACCUCCUCGUCGACGGGUUCCGCGCCGCGUCGCUCCUCGAAGCGACCAAUCCGGCGGCGCACGCCCUCCUGUCGACCGUCCCCGUCCCGUCGCACGCCUCGGGCUCGGGCUCGGCGUCGCUGCCUUCGGGCGUGCACCUGCGUCCGCUCGUGCGGGUCCCGGUGCUCAACUACGACGAGCACGGCGAGCUCGUCAUGGUGCGCUGGAACGGCGACGACCGGGGCGUUGUCGGCGGCGAGGCGUUCGAGGGCGCGAAGAUGGACGAGUGGUACGAGGCGCUGAGGGCGUGGGAGGGCAUACUGCGCAGCGACGAGGCGCAGCUGUGGAGCCAGAUGGAGGUCGGAACCGCCGUCAUCUUCGACAACCUGCGCGUCCUCCACGGCCGCUCGGCCUUUACGGGCGAGCGCCGCCUGUGCGGCGCGUACGUCAACGGCGACGACUACCGCAGCCGGCUCCGAGGGCUCGAGCGCCAGUUUGGCGGUCACGGCGGCGGCGACGCGAGGCGAGCUGCGCUCGACGGCGUGCUGCGUGAGCGGUUCGGCAUCCUGCGCAGGGGCGAGGGCAAGGGCACUGUAUGGGAGGACUAUUUGUAGCGAGAGAGAGCGUGCAACGAGGUCGCUCUCCUUC